AUGCGAUGGAGGAUAUGGAGGAGGCUGAAGUUGAACGAUGAAGAGGAGAUUUCGAUUGAAGUGCAGAAGAAUAUGUUAGGGUUGACGAAGGGAAAGGGCGAAAGGAGUUUGGUUGGAAAGGUGUUAUCGGAUCAUAGGAUUGGAAGGGAGGUAGUCAGAUCGAUGAUGGAGAAGGUGUGGAAGGUAGGAAAACCACUGAAAUUUCAUGACAUUGGGAGUAAUUGUUUUGUCAUUACAUUCGUAAAUCGCAGAGAUAAGAUGAGAGUUCUUAGUGGUUGUCCAUGGUUGUUUGACAACCAUCUAUUUGUUCUGAAGGAUUUUGAUGGGGAAAUGCAGCCUAAUAAGAUUGAUUUUGAUCAUGCAUGUCUCUGGAUACAAAUGUUGAACUUACAUCUGAGUUACUUGAACAAGGAAAUGGGAGAGUUAAUUGGGAGAUCAAUGGGGGAGGUGAUGGAGGUAGAUGUACAGGAAGAUGGCCUGGCUUGGGGAAGGUGCUUAAGGGUGAGGGUGGAGUGUGAUCUUAGAAGGCCUCUAGCCUGA
Juglans microcarpa x Juglans regia is the source of this 540-nucleotide messenger RNA. RefSeq lists its product as uncharacterized. The transcript has a single exon. The coding region runs from base 1 to 540 and encodes 179 amino acids. Lineage: Eukaryota; Viridiplantae; Streptophyta; Magnoliopsida; Fagales; Juglandaceae. The record is from RefSeq and is a predicted model, not a curated record.